Molecule: messenger RNA, 552 nt
Organism: Aspergillus alliaceus
Lineage: Eukaryota; Fungi; Ascomycota; Eurotiomycetes; Eurotiales; Aspergillaceae
Exons: 4
Coding region: 1-552 (183 amino acids)
Source: RefSeq, a predicted model, not a curated record
AUGGGUUCGCUAUCACGGUCUCGUAUCCAUGAGUGGUUGCACAAGAUCGAUGACGGGCUUGCAUCAUCCAACGACCCGAAAUGGUCGUUACCAAGUCGCAAAUCCUUCAAGUCUCAAGUAACCCGCAUCGAGAGCCCGACGGGCGAAGGCAAUACUGACAACAAAUACACUGGCUUUUUACCCCAACAGAUCGGAUAUGUACCAUAUGUACCACGAAUCCAGAAUCACCUACCGGAAGCAGGUGAGACACCACGCCAUAUCCAGUCAGAAGGUCUUAAGCGACAGCCCAUGCCUUCCCACAAAGUUACUAGCAUGGGAAAGAAAGGGAAAUAUGGAUAUGAACGCCGACCACGCCACAAGACCAAGGACGAUCGUUAUGAGUACAAGGGAAAGACCACUCUUGAAAAAGACGAGAGAGCUACACACGAAAAGCUUCAAUCCAACAUGAAUUUAGGUCUAUCCCAGAUGGGCAAGACAUCAUCCCCCAUCAAGGCUUGUCAAGAGGCCGAUCUGAGUUUUGCAGAAAUGAAGUGCGAAAAACCCGCGAUCUAA